AUGCAGCGUCUGCUGCUGCUGCUGCUGCUGCUGCUGUUGCUGCAGCAACUGUCAGCCUGCAGCGCGAAGCAGCUCUUCGGGGCUCCCUUUGCAUUUUCGGGGGUUCCCCUGGCGAGCAGCAGCAGCAGCAGCAGCAGCUGGUGCAGCAGGAGCUGCAGCAGUCACCGUAGCAGCCCCGGCCAUGGCAGCAACAGCAGCACAGCUGCGCACACGAGCCUGGGGAGGCCCCCCAGCCGCAGCUCCCCUACAGCAGCAGCAGCAGCAGCAGCAGAUAGAGCAGUAGCAGCAGCAGAAGCAAGGACGCCGCUGCUGCGCGUGGGAGCCCGUUGGUCCCCGCUGGCCCUAACGCAGGCAAAAGAAGUGCUGCGGCGAGUAGUGUUUGCUGCUGCUGCGAAGUUUCCUGCUGCAGUUGCUGCUUUUGUAGAGGAGGACGAGCAGCAGCAGCAGCAGCAGCAGCAGGCGCUGCGGCAGCAGCAGGACGCGAGGGGGGCGGAGUGCAGCGAGCUGCUGCUGGGGACAGCAGCAGGGGCGCUGCCUGCUGCUGCUGCUGCUGCGCUGCAGCAGCGGCUGCGGUACGGGGAAGCAGAGCUGGUGCCGUACCAAACAGCAGCAGACCGUUUGCUGCAGCAGCAGCUGCUGCAGCUCGGAGGCAAGGGCCUCUUCAGCAAAGAACUUGAUGAGGGUUUAGUAAAAAAGGAAUUCCAUUUUGCUGUUCAUUCUCUCAAAGAUGUAGCAGCAAACUUGCUUCCGGGGACGCAGCUUGCUGCUGUGCUGCAGCGGCAAGACCCCCGCGACGUUUUGCUGUUUGCUGCCAGCAGCAGGCCCAAGCUCCAGCCGCUCAUCGACGCCCUUGCUGCUGCUGCUGCUGCUGCUGCUGCAGACGCUGCAGCAGCAGCAGCGCGCGCUCGCGCGGGGGAGGCCAUACAGGUUACUGAAAUCGGCAACAGCAGCAGCAGCAGCAGCAACAGCAGCGGGGAGGAACUUCUAAUUGGCAGCUCGUCUCUAAGAAGACAGUCUCUUUUGCUGCACCUCGCUAGCCGCCAAUCAGCAGCCGCAGCAGCAGCAGCAGCAAAAGUGCGCUGCGUGCUGCUGCGGGGAAAUGUGCAGACUCGGCUGCGGAAGCUGCGGACGGGAGCAGCAGAAGGGACUCUUCUUGCUGCUGCUGGUCUCCGGAGACUGUGUCUGCUGCCGCAGCAGCAGCAGCAGCAGCAGCAGCAGGGAGCCCCACACUCAGCAGCAGCAGCAGCGCCGGCAGGUGCAGCAGCAGCAGCUGCUGCUGCUGCUGGGGGCCUAGAGAGCACGCGGCUUGCUGCGCCCCACAGCAGCAUAGAGGCGCUGCUGCUGCCAGUUUGCUGCUUCACUCCUGCUGCUGCUCAAGGCAUUAUAGCAGCACAAUGUCUUUCAGCUGAUGCGGAAGUGCUGCAGCUGCUGCAGGCCGUCUCGGACCCCGCAGCAGCAGCAGCAGCAGCAGCAGAACGCGCCUUCCUGCAGCAGCUCGACGGCAGCUGCAGAACGCCCCUAGGCUGCAUAGCCCUGCCGCAGCAGCAACAGCAGCAACAGCAGCAGCAGAUGGAGUUUAGGGGCUUUGUGGGGACCCCAGACGGCUCGCGGAUGUUCCGCGUGUUUGCUGCUGCAGGUGUACGUACACCUGAAGAUGCUGCAGCGCUGGGAGCAGCAGCAGCAAAACAAAUUCGAGCAGCAGCAGGACCUGACUUUUUGGCAGAAAUAAUCAGCAAAGUGCAGCAGGGCUGGGGGGCCAUCAAGCAGCCCUAA
Messenger RNA from Eimeria tenella, 1773 nucleotides. RefSeq names its product porphobilinogen deaminase, putative. The transcript has a single exon. Gene Ontology annotation, biological process: heme biosynthetic process. The record is from RefSeq and is a predicted model, not a curated record. Gene Ontology annotation, molecular function: hydroxymethylbilane synthase activity. Gene Ontology annotation, cellular component: cytoplasm. Lineage: Eukaryota; Apicomplexa; Conoidasida; Eucoccidiorida; Eimeriidae. The coding region runs from base 1 to 1773 and encodes 590 amino acids.